Molecule: messenger RNA, 3100 nt
Organism: Amoebophrya sp. A120
Lineage: Eukaryota; Dinophyceae; Syndiniales; Amoebophryaceae
Source: the annotation of a GenBank genome assembly
AUGGUCCUUUCAAGAAGGUCCUUCGCUAGUACGAUACUAGCCACCAGUUCUUUUCUCUCAGCUGACGCGCUGUACCAGAAGGGCUCUCCGGUCCAGCUACUGGAUGCCGCUGCGUUUAAGAAGAAGGUUAUCGGUAGCGAGGCACCAUUCAUGGUGGAAUUCUUUGCCAGCUGGUGCGGACACUGCAAGCAGCUAGCACCGGAGUACGAAAAGGCAGCAAAGGCCACGAAAGGUAUCAUGUGUUUAUUUUGUCAUGCGCGACGAGGCUGACGCUACGGCUUCAACUUCGUUCUAUUUCAUUGCAAUGCUGCGUCGCACCACAAAAAUUCUGCCGUUCGUAGUAAAUACUUUUACGAGACUCGCAUGACAAACUUCUCCUACCGAAGGUGUAAUCGGCUUCGUCGCGGUCGAAGAUCAGGCCGCGAUGCAGGAGUAUGGUGUCUAUCAAAUGCAAAUAUGUCUGACAUGACUCAAGAAUCUGUGAUGCAUAGGCAUCAAACGGAAUUCUUACCUGUCAUGCGAAAACGCAGCUUGCCAUGCGGAACACGCAACACAUAGGGGCCCAAAAAUUUGUCAUGCGUGGCUCCGUAUUGCAACGGAACUCCCAUUCACUUUUAGCAUUACGAGUUUCCAGACCCAGACAUAUUUGCAAAGCAUAGUGUCCAGGGUUUCCCAACCAUCAAAUGGUUCGGGGCGAACAAGUCGAAGCCAGAGGACUACAGGUCAGGCCGGGACGCGAAAUCCAUGGUCGAGUUCGCCAUGAAGAAGGUCAACGACAUGGUCUCUAGCAAAAUAUCAAGUGCAAAAAUGUCUGGGUCUGGAAGAUGGUGAGACUUGUCUUGCAAGUCUUGCAUGUGCCAUGAUGUCUGUGAUGCAUGCUCUAGCCUCAGAGAUCUUUUGAGGGCUUCUCGAUGCCUAUUCUGCAUGACAAGUGCCCUUUUCCCGUAGCAAAAAUUGCGCUCCCUUUGCAGCUCAUGCAAUCCAAAUUUUUUUGGAGUCCAAACGCAGCAUCAGAAGUUGCAUUCUUCCAGACCCAGACAUUUUUGCAUUUGAUACAAAAUCGGCGGCGGCAACUUCGGCGGAAGUUCAUCUGGUGGAUCCGGCGGUGGGUCCGGUGGGUCUGGCGGGUCGGGAGGCGGCGAUACGGUCGUGCUCACCGAUAGCAACUUCGACGAUUUGGUGAUGAAGGACAGCAAAAACGUCUGGUUUGUCAAAUUCUACGCGCCCUGGUGCGGACACUGCAAGGUAUGGUAGUUGUUUUCGUGCUUGAAGAUAAAGGCCUGCGCCUGAACGAACUUAUCACCAUAGAUUGAUAGAACUAGAAAGCGCUAGACAGCUGCACCACUUUUCUUUAGAUGCAUGAUUAAGUAGGGUUUCGGUGCAUGAUUUUUUAUUUUACAACGAAAAAGAGUUCCACUUGUGAUGCAAUGCAAAUGCAAAUGGCGCACGAAAUAUAUUCAGAAUCGAAAUCACAUUUGUAACGCCGUACUCAAAUUUUAUCAGGCCAUGGCGGGAGACUGGGACAAGACGGCUACUGCUAUGAAGGGCAAAGUCAAGGUCGCCAAGAUGGACGCCACGACAGAGACGGGUGUGCCAGGAAGGUUUGGCGUGCGAGGAUUCCCAACAAUCAAGCUGUUUCCAGCUGGUAUUUACAUUUUUUUGUCGUGCGUUUUUGCAUGACUGAAUUUGGAGGUUCGAGUUCGCAUGUUGCAACAUGAUGUGUCGCAUGUUGUUCGAAAACAAUACACCAACAGGUCCCAAAUCCGAUAGCAGCGCCGUUGACUACAACGAGGGGAGAGACGCGGGUUCCCUGCAAAAGUUCGCCGAGAAGUAUUUCAUGAUGACCGUGGAGGCCGAACAGCUGUUGUCCCAGGAAAUGUUCGACGAGAAGUGCAGCGGGGGACAAUUGUGCCUGAUCGCCUUCCUCCCACACAUUAUGGAAUCCAGUGCUAAGGAGAGGAAAAAGUACGAAAAUAAUGCCGGAACUUUUUUGCACUUAUGACCCUCUGAAGCUGCAGUUCUGGUUGCUUUAAUAUUCCCGCAUCCUAGCAGUUCGAACUUAAUAUCGUGAUCAUCAACUCCUUCACUUUACAACUUUUUGACGAAAUAACCUUUAUCAGGUACCUCGAGCUUUACAACACCGCUGCCCGGUCUGCCGGCGGUGUCCCCGCCAGCUUCUACUGGUCGCAAGGAGGCGACCAGUACGAAUUGGAGGAGAAAUUGAACCUCGGCUUCGGGUUUCCCGCACUGGUGGCGAUCUCCAGGAAGAAGAACAUUUUCGUCACCCACCGCGGGUCCUUCACCGAGUCCGCGGUUAGGACGUUCAUCACUGGGUUGUCAGCGCCGAAGCACUUGAACGAUUUGCCCAAGGAUUUGCCGAAGUUGGUGAAACAGAAGGCCUGGGAUGGAAAGGACGCGCCGAAAGAGGAUGAGGAACUGUAAAUGAAAUUCGUUUAGCCUAAAAUGAAAAAGAAUAGCGCGGUAGCAAAAGGAGAGCAAAUAAUAUUAUCGAGGCUUUAUUUAAAACGUACUUACGACAGCUUCAAAACUUCAACGUCAACCAAAAAUAUUCGUAUAGUUUUCAACAAUCAAAUUCACAAGUGUAAGUUCAAGCGCUGUUCUUGACGCGAUAGCUUUCCUUUUACCACGAGUUUUUCGAGAUUUGGUUUGUAGAAGAGGGCACGAGCAUUAGCACCUGAGUCUCUUUUUCCUAAAUGUAUCAGUUUGAGUUGUUCCUCCAACAGUAGAGGGAUUUGUUUACUGUUCAGUUAUUUUACAUUCUGCUUUGGUAGAAGCAGAAGGCACGAGUAAUUUCGAUUGACGUAUAAUUUCGAUUUUGCUUUAGCUUUACAACAGGCGACUGUUCGCUCUAGUAUGAUGUAUCCAGUACGAAUUAUUCACCUCUGUGACAACAACGACAGUGCCCGAUAUUUGUUCUCCACGCAUAGAUUCCCCUAUCACGUCGCCGAGAAACCUUUUUCGAAUUUGUUUUUGGAAAUGCCCCGAGCGAAGAUGAAACGACAAAAGAAGCGAUGGUCAUCUGGCGACGCCAGCUGCCCACAAGUAAGGGCAAGGCAAUGCGCGAGGCGGUGUGUAGAGC